AGUAAUCUAUUCCAUAUUUUAUCUGUGGUGUAAUAUCAUUCCGGUAUCGGUGUCAAAAUUGAGUUCCUACAUUUAUAUAUUCGAAAGUGUUUUUAUAAAUAUUUUUAUUUCAAUUCAAGUUCUAUAUUUAUGUUAAAAAAAAAUGAUAUUUUAAAUUAUGUUGAUUUUUAGUAAUGAAAUUAUCAAAAAAGGCAAUCUUAAGAAAUAUAAUGUAAUGGUUUGAAUAAAAUAGCUAAGUGAAACGAAGGUUAGAAUGAGAAGUAUUGUUAACAUUUUGAAAAUCUUUGUCGCUUUUUUUUAUGAUUAUGCACGAGGAUUAUCAUACACUAUUAUUACGAUUUUGGUUUUGGGUUAUUGUUUACACCCGGCUCGAUUUGCUUCACAUUAUACUUUCAUAAAAACAGAAGAUAUUUACGAUGAAAUGGAAAAAUCUUAUCCAGCAAGGGAUAAUUCAUGCACAAUCACGAUCAAUCAUCAAAAAUCUCAAUUGCUUUAUCCCGAAGAACAUCCUCGAGAAGAUCCUAUAGCAAUGGCGCGACGAUUAGGUAUAUUACCUGGCGGACAAUGGAAACCAUUAAAUUGUCACCCUCUUUUCAAUGUGGCUAUUAUUUUACCAUAUAGAAAUCGUCAAACACAACUUACUAUUUUUAUGAAUUAUAUUCAUCCUUUUCUACAAGCCCAAAAUCUUGAUUAUAGAAUAUUUGUGAUAGAACAAAGUCCAAUGCGUGAAUUUAAUCGUGCUAAACUUUUCAAUGUUGGAUAUGCAGAAGCAACUAAAGUAAAUGACUUUCACUGUUUCAUCUUUCAAGAUGUAGAUCUCAUACCUCAGAAUCCUGACAACAUUUAUGCUUGCACUAAGAUGCCCAGACAUAUGAGUUCAAGUGUAAAUACAUUUCGUUACAAUUUACCAUAUAGUGGUUUAUUUGGAGGUGCAAUAGCAUUAACUCGAAAACAAUUUGAAAGAGUUAAUGGAUUUUCAAAUGUUUUCUAUGGAUGGGGUGGAGAAGAUGAUGAUUUUUACAGCCGCUUACAAUCAAAAGGUUUUCAAGUUACACGUUUUGGACCUGAUAUUGCUCAGUAUUAUAUGUUAGUACACAAGAAAGAAUCUCCAAGUAGUGCUAGGUUUGAAAAUCUUGAAAAUAGUGCUAAAAGAUAUGAUACUGAUGGAAUUAGUAAUUUAGAAUACAGAGUUCUGAAUCAUCAACUAAGGCCAUUGUAUUCUUGGAUUUUAGCAGAUGUUUAGUUUUGGUGGUUUAUCUACAUGGCAAUCUUUUGGUAUACUGUACUGCAUCAAAGCACGAUAUUGGUCCUGCAGCAUCAGUACUCCCUGAAACAGAGAAUUUCAGUGUUAUCCCGUCCAAUAUCCUCCCAAAGCAGUUGUUUAUCCCGUAAACUUUCUUCUUGGUUGACGAAAUUAUUAUUUUUUUUUUCUACUUCAUAGCUUUCCGUCUCGAAUGAACAGUAAAGAAAAUGUCUUGGUCUUAACGUGGGCCAUUCCACACGACUUGCGGACCGAUUACAUAAUAUGUAUGUAUAUUAUAUAUAUAUAUAUAUAUAUAUAUAUAUAUGUGUGUAUAUAUAUAUAUAUGCGUGAAAAUUUUUUUUUGAUCAAAAAAUCGAAUUUAUGAAAACAAGCAAACAUACAAUAAUUUGUUUGCAUAUAAAUUUAUGCGAACAAGAAAAAAAAUCGUGCAUCAAAAUUUUCAUUCUUUUAAAAUGCUUAACCAAUGAAUAACUGCAUCGAAAGAAUAAAGUUAAAAUAGUAAAAGCAGAUUUAAAUAUAAUAAAAAAGAAGCAUUUUAUGUAAUAUCAUGAACGUAGCAAAAUAUAAUUUUUAAAAUAAAUCAUGCCGAAUAGAAUAUCUAUAUUGUAUAUAGAAGAUAAGACGAUUGGAAUGACCCUCCUCCAAUCUUCAUUGUUAGUCCACAAACUUUUAUGAUAGAUAGAGGAUAGGUAAAAAGCUCGCGGCGCGGCCUUUCAAUAUAAUGUAAUUUUAUAAUCCAAUAGACGGAAUUGCGAGCGAGUUAUAAGAAAAAUCUGCAAAGUAUAUGGGGACUCCUAGAUAAAUAAUUAGGUACGGUAGAUUGAAGUAGCCUUUUUUGAUAGGUGCACAGCCAUGGCCAUGGGGAAGGCCAAAGGGCUGCGUUACCGUGCCUUGCCGCCACGGGGCGUCGGUGGCACGCGUACAACGCAUCGGUUGGGUAUCUGGACUGAACUUCUUUCUACCUGUUUCAUCUCCAUCCACCGUGCGGCCUCCUGAGUCGCGUUAAACUCGACGAAUGCAAAACCUCGCGAAGCACCUAUACAGAGCAAAUACACACAUAUCCAAAGUUAAUCCACGUUUUGCCUGGGAGUCUCUACUCUGAGAGGGCAGGCAAUCACAGCACCAACCAUUGACAGACUGAGUUUCGAACGAAGUAUUUUCUUCGCUUCGUCGCUUGCUUUCAUUUCCAUUUGCCUAAAGCUCAGCAGAAUGAAUUCUACACGGGUGACAGACGAUUUCUUUGGUAUCUUUACGCGAACUUUAGUUUACUUUAAUGAUAAACCUACUAAAAUCUUUUAGUCUCC
Molecule: messenger RNA, 2568 nt
Organism: Apis mellifera (honey bee)
Lineage: Eukaryota; Metazoa; Arthropoda; Insecta; Hymenoptera; Apidae
Product: beta-1,4-N-acetylgalactosaminyltransferase bre-4
Exons: 3
Coding region: 254-1243 (329 amino acids)
Biological process (GO): glycosphingolipid biosynthetic process; carbohydrate metabolic process
Molecular function (GO): N-acetyl-beta-glucosaminyl-derivative 4-beta-N-acetylgalactosaminyltransferase activity
Source: RefSeq, a predicted model, not a curated record